Molecule: messenger RNA, 1005 nt
Organism: Ectocarpus siliculosus
Lineage: Eukaryota; Phaeophyceae; Ectocarpales; Ectocarpaceae
Source: the annotation of a GenBank genome assembly
AUGCUCGCGACGCUGGCUCGAGCGGUAGAGCAGGAGGACCGUAGAGAAGAGCUGUCCAUGCAGCUGGCAGAGGAGACGCGGACUCUGGACGUGCUAGGGGCGGAGGUGCUCCGCUUGGAAGGUCGCACACGGGCACUGGAAGAAGCUGCCGCUGUUGCUGCUGCUGCGGGAUAUGAAGGAGAGGCACAACGGGGCGCGUCAGUGAUCGACGGACUCUCUAAAGCGCGGGUGGCAUUGGCGCUCAAAAGCGCUGCCGCGAGGAGGCAGCGCGACACCGUCAAGACGAUGACUUCCGAGGUGCGCCUUGCCGACGUCCAAGUCGCGGCUUCCUGGCAUGACGUCAUGUCCCCCAUGCCUCCUCCUUCCGAUGGCGAAGCCGUCAACAGCACGGAAGCCCCGAUAUUCAGCGGUGGCUCUACCGUUUCUUCGGCAUCGACAACGGCGACGGGGGUGGCGGGGCGCAUAGCGACGUCUACAAAUGCUCCUGGCGGGGGAAUACGUCGUCGAAACGAUAGCGGCGAAGACUCAUUAGCAGCAGAGACGGCGGGAGAGAUGAUGAGGUUCCAGAUCGAGGCUGGCGACGGUCUUUCCACGGCCGAUGCUGCAGAUCUCACAUUUAUUCUUCGAAAGUCAGUGGCAGUGCCGGGGUCAACGCCGCUAGAAGUAAAGCCCGGCCUGGCUGCACGGAAAGUGCUCCGCACGCUCAGGAUGUACGUCACGAGGCUUCGGGUGACCAAGGACAACGAAGCUAAGGCGGAGGAGAUUGAAUGGAAAGAAAAGCUGGAGGAACACAGGCUGGCGGCGACUGUCGUCAUCCAGCGGUGGGCGCGAAGGGUCCGACACGACACGACCAUGAUUUUCCUUGCCAAGCAGAAGGAAGCGUUGGAGACUAUUCUGAAGGAUGCCAUGAUUCGCGAAGCAGACCAGAGAUAUUGGCGAGCCAGGAUCAAGACCCAGACUCCCAUUCUACGGGCUUGGAGGCGAGUACAAGGACCAACCUUGUGA